This is a messenger RNA of Penicillium canescens, 261 nucleotides long. RefSeq lists its product as uncharacterized. The transcript has a single exon. NCBI's taxonomy places the organism in Eukaryota, Fungi, Ascomycota, Eurotiomycetes, Eurotiales, Aspergillaceae. Bases 1 to 261 code for a protein of 86 amino acids. The record is from RefSeq and is a predicted model, not a curated record.
AUGCCCGUCCCAACCGCCGAGCUCUUCGACAAGCAGAACAAAGCAAAUGGCACAAACUCCACGACAAAUGGGCACUCCAAUUCCAGUACAGAGCAAAAUUCCAACGAAAGCUACUUCACAUCUACUGGCGGCGCGCCCGCUGCGUCCGGUUCGUCGGCGCAGAAUGGGGAGAGUGGUCGCGCUCUGACCCGUGAGGAGGCGGAUCGCUUGUAUGAGGAGCGGAUGGAGGAAGAAUAUGCUAAGAGAGAUGGUGGCGCUUGA